AUGCCGGGGGCUUAUGCCUCCCUGGAGACCCCUGCCUUGGGGGGCUUCAGUUGUGCUCACCUGGGUUUUGGCUUCCUGUGUGCGGCUCUUGCUUGCCUUGCUCCCCAGCGCUGGUGGGGGAGCUCCCUGCGGGCUCGGGGGGGCUCUGGGGAUGGGUUGCAGGAUGUUCUCAGCCUGGGGGAGCCCCCAACCCCUUUGCCUUGGACCCUGGGGGAGGUCUGGGGGGCUCAGGGAAGGUUGAGGGAUGGUUUGGGGAAUUGGAGAAGGUCUGUGGGGUUUGGGGAGGGCCCUGGGGCUCUGGGAGGGUCCCAGGGUUUCUGUGGGGCCCCUCCCCUUUGCCCCAGGGAUCUCCCUUUGGCAGGGGACCGGCCAGAUCCUGUUUUGUGUGGGAACAGAAGGGACAAGGAAUUAGCCCCAGUAUUAUCGGAGCCAGGAAGGGCUUUACCAUCACCGGCGAGCGCAGAGAGCCCGGGAGCAGGUUUCCACAGGGAGCACCGAGGGGUUCCCAGCUGCCCUCGGCCCCGCGCUGAUGGAGCCAAGAUUCGGCUGAAUUUGAUCCGGGGGAAUCACCGGCCAAAUCCCAGCCGAUGGCAGGCGUCCCUCUGGCUCGCCAGCCCCCAUGGUGAUGGGGAGGGACAACAGCGGGUCCUGCUGACGUCCCCCAGGGUCGAGCCGGGCUGCGGCCAAUCUGCGGGAAACGCUCCGUGUCACCGUGUCAAAUGGACUCACGAGGUAUCGGUGACAAGUCACAGCACACUGUGCCCGGCCCAGGCGUUCCUCAGCUCUGCCAUUGACGAGCUCCUGGCCCUGGAUCCAAAAAUUAUAGUUUUGUGGAUCUCUCCGGGCACGCAUGGGGUUGCACACAAAGAAAUCUGCCUUUUUAUAGCUUGGGGAAGUGUGGGUGAUGCCAUCAGCAUUCGCGUCUCAUUUCUGGCUGCGGCAUCCCUGUUCCCGCCAGACAAUCGGAAAAAUACUGUUGCGACACGCGGUCAGGGCGGUGGAUCAGGCUUCCUUCUGGCUGCUUAAAACACCCCUCGAAACAGGCUGGGUGGAUUUUUUUGGGUGACAUCUUGCUAAUCUGUGGCAGCUGCUUUUCUGGAGCGACGUUUCUAAUUAAGGCAGGCCCAAAAAUCUUCUGAAGUGAGCUGUGCCGUCACCGCCGCCAAGUUAUUUUCGCGCCCUAAAGAUCACCGCGCUCGUCCCACGUGAGAGGUUUUGUACUUUAACACGGUGAACCCUUCCCGCGUGGCACGCCGCGCGUGCUUCGGUACAUCAGUUGAAUGGCACUUCCUAUCUUUAGCCGGGGUAUUUCGAUAGCGGGUUGACAGUUCUCGACCCGCUCACCGGUCUCACCGCAGUGUCGAAGCUCAGUUAGUUACCCAGCGCAGAGGGUUUCUUAUCAGCUUGGAGCUAGGCACUAGCCGAGGGCAAUGCUGCGGCCAGGUCUUCAUGGUGUGUGCAGAGCUACAGGGCCGAGCCCCACCGUUUGAGAAGGAUCUCAGAUGCUUUUUGAUGUCAGCCUCAAGUGGUUGUGGAGAGCACAAACAAGGUGGUGAGAGGGCUGGAAGGCAUGUCCUGGAAUCACAGGCUGGUUAGAGCUGGGAGGGACCUUAAAAAUCAUCGUCCCAUGGGCAGGGACACCUCCCUCCAGCCCAGGUUGCUCCAAGCCCCGUCCAACCUGGCCUUGAACCCCUCCAGGGAUGGGGCAGCCACAGCUUCUCUGGGCAGCCUGGGCCAGGGGCUCACCCCCCUCACAACAAACAAUUUCUUCCCAAUAUCUCAUCUCACUCCCCCCCUCUUCCAGUCUAAAGCCAUUACCCCUCGUCGUAACAUAGAACCUUACAAUUACGUAGGUUGGAAGGGACCUUUCAGAUCAUCGAGUCCAACCAUCAACCAAACUCUGACAAAACCCGCCACUAAACCAUAUCUCUAAGCACUGUCUACCCGUCUUUUCAAUACCCCCGGGGAUGGCGACUCCACCCCUGCCCUGGGCAGCCUGUCCCAAUGCUUGACAACCCUUUCGGGGAAGAAAUUUGUCCUAAUAUCCAUCCUAGACCUCCCCUGGGGCAACUUGAGGCCGUUUCCUCUUGUCCUGUCGCCUGUUCCUUGGGAGAAGAGACCAACCCCCCCUGGCUGCCCCCUCCUUUCAGGGAGUUGCAGAGAGCGAGGAGGUCUCCCCUCAGCCCCCUUUUCUCCAGGCUGAACCCCCCCCAGCUCCCUCAGCUGCUCCUCACAGGAUUUGUGCUCCAGACCCCGCACCAGCUCCAUUGCCCUUUCCUGCACCCUGCUAAAGGCAGUCCCCAUCCUUCUUUUGAAGGACCUCCAGGGCUUCCUGGAGCCUUCUCCACCCCAGUCCCAGCUUUUCCUCAUGGCAGAGGUUCCCUGUGUUUGGCCCCGGGCUGUGGAGCUGGGAGGGGGAACGGGCAAUAAAGAGCUGGGUUUUCCAGGCACUUUUGG
This is a messenger RNA of Chroicocephalus ridibundus (black-headed gull), 2457 nucleotides long. RefSeq lists its product as uncharacterized. The record is from RefSeq and is a predicted model, not a curated record. Lineage: Eukaryota; Metazoa; Chordata; Aves; Charadriiformes; Laridae. The coding region runs from base 1 to 1026 and encodes 341 amino acids. The transcript is spliced from 4 exons.